AUGUCAUUUAUCUACGAGGUCGAUGAAGAAAAGGAAGCUGGAGUUGAUGACAAAAUUCCCAACCUAGAACAUGACGUUUCUCGAGCCAAAAUGUUCUUGCAACGAUGCAGCCCGGAAAGUGGCGACAGUCUAUACAAUCACCUGGCCGAGUUGUUGGAAAAAAUUUUGGCUGAACGUCCGAAAAAUGCUGUCGACAUAUUCGAAGAAUACAGCAAAAAGCUCAAAGAUGAAAGAUACAAGAGCAAAACUAAUUACCUCCGAGAACAUUACGUAGCCCCGAUACCCUGUGACGAGGCAAAAACGUUCAUCAGACUUUAUCAGAAUCUACGAUCCGACCAAGAGACCGAAAAUGAAAUCGACGAUGAGGAGAGAGACAACGAUUUUACACGAAAACCUCCCGACUUGUUCGACCUUUUUUAUAAUCUCGAACGGAUCGACGUCGGUUUGCCACGUUCGGAAAUAAUAACUUUGAAUUUAUCGAUUCGCAAACUCAUCGCGGAGAGACCGGUUCAAAAUGUCAGAUUUUGGGGUAAGAUAAUCGGCAAACCAAAAAACUAUUACGUAGUGGAGACGGAACUUUUGGAGGAGGAAUUGCUGGCUCGACGCAGCGCCGCCGCCGAGGCCGAAGUUGCGGAUAGCGAUGAAAAAAGGGGGGAUUAUUCAGUGGAGGUGGACGCGACGCCGCCGGAUGGAAAUGAGGAGAGAACGGAAGAGCAAAAAGCCAGCGGGGAAAACGAGCUUUCGAAAAAUGAGGAAACCUCCGAUAAACUGCAACUGGUCUUCCCACCGAUGCCUAAAAACUAUUGGAAAGAUCCGCCGGUCGUGCCGAUCGAGGAGAUCGGCACUGGCCUCAACGGACACGUCUACUACGUUUGCAAUUCACCGGCGAGUGACGAUUGGACCGAAUUACCUUUGGUAACACCCCGACAAAUCGUCGUCGCUAGACAAAUCGUUCGAAUCUUUACCGGCGACCUCGAAACUCCGAUACACACUUUUCCGCCGUUUCCUGGUACGGAAAAGAACUAUCUACGGGCUCAGAUAGCGCGCAUAAGCGCUGCAACCCUCGUAUCGCCGAUCGGUUUCUUCACUUUCGGUGACCCCAUCGACGAGGAAGACGAGGAAGAAGCCGACACGGAAGCUGGGGAUGACGAAGAGGCCACAGGCUCGGGAAUGAUAUCGGAAAACCGGCACUACGAGGCCCCGUCGUUGAAGGAGCUGGUGGAUCCUUCGCUAUCGAACUGGUGCCAUCACAGCCCUUACAUUCUGGCGCAAGGUCGAACAGUGUGGUGGGAUCCUCGCGAGGGAGAAUCGCGAGAGAACGAAGUGAGCGGGGAGGACGAGGAAGUGGACGAGGAUGAAGAAAAGGAGGAAAGCGGUGCCGGCGAAUUCGCGAAAGAAGUUGGGCCGCCGCUGCUGACUCCGUUGUCGGAAGAUGCGAGGCUCGGUUCGAUCGUGGCUUGGACAGCACGAGCCUCGUCGACAAUUAAAUCGGAUCGUACAGCUAUCGCGAUCGUUCGCUCAAACAUCUGGCCAGGAAGCUGUACUUUCGCCACGGGCAAGAAAUUCGCCAACGUCUACAUCGGCAUGGGUCAGAAGUUCAACCCUUAUAAUUAUAGUCCACCUGACAUGCCGAUCAUUCAGGAACAGUAUAACAUCGGCCCGGAAGUAAUGGAGAUUCAGGACCCGAGUUUCGAGGCGGAGGAGGCUUAUCGCAUCGCCCACUUGCCCCCUAACGAACCUGGACCGCUUGAGCUUGAUGACGAUGAGGAGGAUCAAGACGACGACGAAGACGAUGAAGAUGACGACGAGGAUUAACGAGUCCUUUGGAUGGAAAUCCGUACAUGUGUUAACGUUUAAUCAUUUAUUGGAUAUAACACUAAUGUUGAGCAGUAGAAAUGUUCCACUGAGAGUAUCACAUUCAUCGAAAUAUUGGCGGGACGAGAGGUGACGAGAAUUCGCACGUAUUUAUGGUUGUUGGAAAUAAAGAAAUUCUGAAUUCUGGA
Venturia canescens is the source of this 2003-nucleotide messenger RNA. RefSeq names its product Radial spoke head protein 4a (gene Rsph4a). The transcript is spliced from 10 exons. The record is from RefSeq and is a predicted model, not a curated record. Gene Ontology annotation, biological process: cilium movement involved in cell motility; cilium assembly; axoneme assembly. NCBI's taxonomy places the organism in Eukaryota, Metazoa, Arthropoda, Insecta, Hymenoptera, Ichneumonidae. The coding region runs from base 1 to 1815 and encodes 604 amino acids. Gene Ontology annotation, cellular component: axoneme; radial spoke.